AUGAAGGAAUACUCGCUCGAUUCGUUGAAAAAUGACACGGACGAUGUAGUGAGCCCGGUGAAGGACGGAUUCUUCGGCAGCGACGAGCAGGAAACUGAGGCGCAUGAGACGCCGAAGAUUCCUCCUCAUGAUGAAGUACCGAAUCGAGCCGUCUUACCUGAUAAUUCAUUGACGAAAUCGGGUACUAAAGCGGAAUCAGACAGCGGAUAUAACUCGAACGGAGCUGAUCAAUCGGGCAAUCCCGACCAGUUCAACUUCCCAACGACCACGCCUCCUCUUCCGACCCCGUGGACUCCUACUCCGGAUUUGACACCAACGCCGACAGCUACUCGCAAUGCCUCAGCGUACGAAUCGGUCACGAAAAUUGCAACGCCUGACAGCUCUUCCUCCAUGUCAGGAGGGACCAUCGCCGGCUUGGUGGUUGGCAUUGCGUGUGCCAUGUUCGUCAUUGCAGGGUUUGUGACGAUGAAGAGACGAGCGGCCAACCAGCGGCUCUCGCUUAGCAAAAUGCCGUCAAAUUUCGGAGACUCGCAAGCCGUACCACUUGCCAAGUCCAAGCUCGCUCCUCCGGGCGCGUUCGGUAAGCUCAACAGCCGUCGCAACCACCGCGAGGAGCCGGACAUGUCGAGCGCGUCGGGUAUCUUCACACUCUCUCAGGACGAUCCGUUCACAAGACGGCACAUGCGUAAAGGUGGCAUUUGGGACGACCCCGUGAUCGUCGCCGCUCGCAUUCCUCUGGAGAAAAUUCGAAUUCAGGAGCUCAUCGCCCGCGGUGGCUUCGGCCAAGUGUUCUUGGCGUCGUACAACGGCCAGACUGUGGCUGUAAAGACGCUGCUGCCAGAGACGGCGCAGGAUAUGACCGAGAUCACCGCUCUGUUUGCGGAGACCAAGGUCAUGGCCAAGCUUGAACACCCGUGCAUUGUCAACUUCAUCGGAAUUGCGUGGGAAUCGCUCAGUUCCAUUAGCUGUGUGACGGAAUACUUGGUUGGUGGGGACCUUCGUGCUCUACUGAACCAUUUCUUGGACAACCACACGCGUCCGCGAGGCUUUGACCACGAUAAGGUCAAGAUCGCGAUGGAUAUCGCACACGGUCUGACGUACCUCCAUUCGAUGGAACCGAACAUUCUCCACCGUGACCUCAAGUCUCGCAACGUGUUGCUUACGUCACAGUUGAACGCUAAGCUUACGGACUUUGGCGUCUCCCGGGAACGCACAGACGACCUCAUGACGAACGCAGUCGGAACGUCGCUCUGGAUGGCGCCCGAGGUUAUGAUGGGUGGACAUUACGACGGCAAGGCCGAUGUGUAUUCAUUCGGCGUGUUGUUGAGUGAGCUUGACACGCACUUUAUGCCUUACGCUAAUGUGAGGAAUCCUAGUGGACGCAAGCCGACGGAGGCUGCGAUCCUACAGAUGGUGGCCGUCGGGAACCUGCAGGUCGAGUUCUCACGCGAUUGCCCCGUGGAGCUGUUGACGCUGGCUCACGCCUGUAUCUCCGUGGAACCUGACGACCGACCUACUGCUGCAGAAGCAAUGCACAGAUUGCAGAUUGCACUCAAGUCUUUCGAGGUGGAAGAGGUGACGCUGUAGUUAUCUCAAAACAUACCAACAACCCAUUUAGAUAGACGUUAACGAAAUGAAGUUUUAUCGUAGUGCGCGCAACCGACACAGCAAAUAUUGCUUUUGACACUUCAUACUUGAAACACCAUUUGCGU
This is a messenger RNA of Phytophthora nicotianae INRA-310, 1712 nucleotides long. RefSeq names its product TKL protein kinase. Lineage: Eukaryota; Oomycota; Peronosporomycetes; Peronosporales; Peronosporaceae. Gene Ontology annotation, molecular function: protein kinase activity; ATP binding. The record is from RefSeq and is a predicted model, not a curated record. Bases 1 to 1587 code for a protein of 528 amino acids. Gene Ontology annotation, biological process: protein phosphorylation. The transcript is spliced from 2 exons.